Aplysia californica (California sea hare) is the source of this 1042-nucleotide messenger RNA. RefSeq names its product L-selectin. The record is from RefSeq and is a predicted model, not a curated record. NCBI's taxonomy places the organism in Eukaryota, Metazoa, Mollusca, Gastropoda, Aplysiida, Aplysiidae. Gene Ontology annotation, molecular function: signaling receptor activity.
GGCCUUCUGGAUUGGCCUCAGACGUGUGGAUAAAUCACAGGAAGAGUUUGUGUGGGCUGAUGAAACGACUCCAACAUACACCAACUGGGCAGUCAAUGAACCAGACUUAAGCAGGGACAAAGACUGUGUGGUGAUGAGGCCAGGCGACUUCAAGUGGAGGACCAGCUAUUGUGAAAGGGAGGAGGUGUAUUUGUGCGAGGACGAAAACUACAAGUACUCCAGCGUGGUGACAGAAGAGACCAAGCUGAAGGGAAUCUUCAUGGGCCUAGGAGUCAUAGCCGCCAUCUUGCUGGCCUGCUGCCUUCUGCUACAGCUGCCAUGUUGCCGUACCUCAGUCACGCAGAAAAUCGCGCACAUCGGAUUCGGUAUGCGAAAUCCGGAUACAAACGGUCUGCUGUGAAUAGAGAAGAUCGCGCACAUCGGAUUCGGUCUGCAAAAUCCGGGUAUAAACGUUCUGCUGUGAACAGAGAGGUGGCCAGCCCUGACGACGGGCAGAAUCAGAUGACGUCUUUUUUUUUUAAAUAUAAUACUACUGUGUGUCUUCAAUAUCGUUGUUUGAAGCUUGGGGAGAGUGGGAUUUUUUUUUUGGGGGGGGGGGUGGUGGUCUCUUGUUUGUGGUAGGUCUUUAAUUGUAAGAUUUUGUUUCUAUUUUCUACAAUAUGGAUGUUGGAAUGGUGUUAUCACGUCAGCAAAAUGAGGAGGGAAAAAACUGGCGGGGAUGGUGUCUAUUCCUCUUGACGGUCGUGUGUAGUUAAGCAUGCAUCUAGACACAUUAUCAUGUCUUUGUAUUAUUGUAUUUUGUACUUUUGGUAUAUCAACUUUAAAAAAUGGCGUAAGCCCAGGGGGAGAAUUAAAAUAAUAGGUACACUUUUACAGCGAUCUGGACACAAACUGCCUCCCCAAGAAAUGAAGACCGGUACACAUGAAAAAAACCUUUCUCUUUGACCUAUGUGAUUGUGACUAUUUCUUACUUACAGACUCUAACAUAAAUUAUUGACCACCAUGACAGACAGCCCUGAUUUGUUUUUAAUCCGAAAAAAAA